AUGUUGGCUGCAAAGAAGACAAAAAAGUCACUGGAGUCGAUCAACUCUAAGCUCCAACUUGUUAUGAAAACUGGAAAAUACGUUCUGGGGUACAAGCAGACUCUGAAGAUGAUCAGGCAAGGCAGAGCAAAACUGGUCAUCUUCACCAACAACUGCUUGGCCUUGAGGAAACCUGAAAUAGAGUACUGUGCCAUGUUGGUCAAAACUGGUGUCCAUCAUUACAGUGGCAAUAAUAUUGAAUUGGGCCCAGUGUGUGGAAAAUACUACAAAGUAUGCACUCUGGCUAUCAUUGAUCCAGGUGAUUCUGAUAUCAUUAAAAGCAUGCCAGAACAGACUGGUGAAAAAUAAAUCAUGUAAUUUUUUUCUUUAAUAAA
Messenger RNA from Loxodonta africana (African savanna elephant), 374 nucleotides. Its product is annotated as large ribosomal subunit protein eL30-like. Bases 1 to 348 code for a protein of 115 amino acids. Gene Ontology annotation, cellular component: cytosolic large ribosomal subunit. The transcript has a single exon. The record is from RefSeq and is a predicted model, not a curated record. Lineage: Eukaryota; Metazoa; Chordata; Mammalia; Proboscidea; Elephantidae. Gene Ontology annotation, molecular function: RNA binding; structural constituent of ribosome.